AUGGGGUGUACGCCAGCGAAGCUACGUAGCCGUCAUUCUUCAGGGGCAAAUAUCCUGCGUGCAAAAGUGAUGCAGAUGCUUAAAGCUAAACGUGAUGAAUUAGCCCACGCACCACCAGUGACCUUCUCAAAGAUCCUUAUGAAGGCAAGCUCCAUGAAUGCGACUUAUAAACGUAUAAAUGCAGUUUACGAUUCGCUAGACACCGAUAAAAAUGGGUCUCUGGACUUGAAGGAAUUACAGAAAAUGAUUGAUGAACUAGAAAUAGGGCAUGAGGUUUCUUCAGAAGAUCUUCGAUCGGUGUUUGAGCUCUGCGAUAUUGAUCACGAUGGUACCAUCAGCCUCAAGGAAUUCAUCGUAACACUGAGCCUUCUCUACCUCCUGCGAGCGGUACCAACGCUCGUCAGUGUGCGAUCGGAGGGAAAAGAUGUUGCUGGGCUCAUCAAGCCAACUUGCUCAGCGAGAACUCAGGGUCCUGACAUGGGUUCCCCGGAACGUGCCACAAAGCAGGUAGAUCAUCUGAAGCUGGAUCAGUCGACGCCCAGAUCCGAAUCUGCAAACCAGGAUGCAUUUCUUGGACGAUCAAAUGAUAUCCGUUAUCUUGUCCACUGGGUCGUGGCGGCCUACCUCCUCUUUGACACAGACUGCACCGGAUCCAUCUCGAAAGAUAAUGUCAAACAGAUGCAGACUCAAAGAGAGAUUGGUGAUGGUUCGGAUGUUUUCCUCAACGAAGACCGAUGGCAGGAAUUAGACUGGGAUCACAACGGUGUCGUUGACUUUGAAGAAUUUGGAUUUCGACGACGAAUAGGGGCCUUGAAGCGCGGCGCUUUGAAGCAGAGCAGGCAUCCCACGCUGCAUUUGCCAGCUCGCGCUAUGCCCCUGGCGCACUGCAAGUGUUGGCUACUAGUAGGUUUCUGCGGUUGUCGCCAUAGCUUUGGUUCGCGUGGGGAAGGGUGCGGCGUUUCUGCGGCACGGUCACGGGUUGCUCUGGGCGGUUGGCUGCGAGUGCUCGGCGUGUGGUGA
Molecule: messenger RNA, 1020 nt
Organism: Aureococcus anophagefferens
Lineage: Eukaryota; Pelagophyceae; Pelagomonadales; Pelagomonadaceae
Exons: 3
Coding region: 1-1020 (339 amino acids)
Molecular function (GO): calcium ion binding
Source: RefSeq, a predicted model, not a curated record